This is a messenger RNA of Eupeodes corollae, 2781 nucleotides long. RefSeq lists its product as uncharacterized. The record is from RefSeq and is a predicted model, not a curated record. The transcript is spliced from 4 exons. NCBI's taxonomy places the organism in Eukaryota, Metazoa, Arthropoda, Insecta, Diptera, Syrphidae. Bases 1 to 2781 code for a protein of 926 amino acids.
AUGCUUUUCAAGCAACCAGUCAUCGUGUGCGUUCUUCUAACUGUAAUCCAUCAAAUCCUGUCAUAUCGGUUUGACUUUGUUCUAAAUGUCACAAGGGCCUUGAGUCGAACAAAUAGAUUUCACACUUUCACGGUGUUUUGCAGUGAUAGCGCAUAUCCAAAAAAUAUCGAGGGUUUCCCAUUGGAGCAUGAAUUGCAAAUUUAUUUUGACGUUCCUUUGGUUUGCUGCAACGAUGGUCUUGACAGCAGAAUACGCCUGCGAAGCAACCUUAACAUAAACAGCCUUGGAUUUGUGGUCAUGGACGAAAUCUCAGAUGAAAUUCGAAAUGUCUCCGAGCUGGCUCUGACGAAGUUGCAUGAAAUGAAGAUAAUUUUCAUUGUGACAGGUCCACGAGCAUCGGAAGUCACUGGUUUUGAGUUGGAGAGUUUUUUCAUUUGGUGUUGGGAAUUUAAUUUGCUAAAUGUCAUCGUGACGUUUGCCAGUGCCGAUGGCAAAGAGAACCAAGUUUACACGUACAAUCCCUUUCCUAAUGACAUUCAUAUGUAUAAUUUGACAAAUGUCAAAGUAAAGGAAUACUUCUGGAAUAAGGCUACAAACAUCAAGGGACAUGAGUUUGCCACCCCGGUUUUUAUUGAUGAACCACUCGUGAUGAAGAUGCACAACGAAACAACCAAUCGCACCCAAAUCACUGGCAGCGCAGGACGCCUCUACAAGGAAUUCAUCCGCCACAUCAACGCCACAUUCUUCCUCAUAAGUGUUACCAACAAUUCGAUGCACUUGCACCAGAAGCAGGUUAUCCAGCUGACAGUUGACAAAAAGAUUGACAUUAGCAUCCACCCGGCCAUUUAUUUGCUGCCCUAUGCCUCGGAAGGAAGCUAUCCCAUUGCCCACACCAAUGCAUGCAUAAUAAUGCCCGUUGUGCCGGAAAUCGAUCGCAGUAACUACAUAUUCUACGCCUUCGACAUAAACACUUGGAGGGUAAUUUUCGGGCUAUUUAUAACGUUCCUGGCAAUAGAGUUGAUUGCAAAUUAUACCUAUGAGCGGCAAUUGCUCUUUGGCAGGACAAUUGCGACAGUGGUGGCAGGAAUUAUUGGCCAAGCAAGUCGCAUGACGCCGCCACCGCCGCAGACGAGGUUCCUGCCAUUUGGACUUCUGGUGUUUACGGGCUUUUUUGUUGCCAAUUUGUAUGUGGGCAUAUUGACGAGCCUUUUUAGCACCACCGUCUACGGCCAGCAGCCGGAGAGUGCAGAGGAGAUUUUUGCAACUGGACUGCCGAUACUUUUGCUCGACUAUCAAGUGGACUCGUAUUUCAAGACGAAGCUAUUUCCGGAGCUGCUGGAGCAGAAUGUUCGUAUUACCGAUCCGGAUUUUCUGGCUCAUCAUCUAAAUACCCUCGAUACGAAUUUUGCCUAUGUCGUUAAGGAGGAACGAUGGAAAUUAAUUAGCUAUCAGCAAUCAAGAUUGUGGAAGCCGAUUUUCAAAAUUGCCCAGAAUUUCUGUGUUCCGAAUAUGUUCUUGUCGUUUCCCAUUCAAUUGGAUUCACCGUUCUAUGAGGUUUUGAAAUCGUUUACCCAGAAUGUCGAUAGUGCGGGAUUGUAUUUGAAGUGGAGCGACAUGAGUCACUAUGAGGCUAAAAAAUCAGGAUUUAUUGAUAUUUUGAAAGAGACCCGAGAACAUCCGGUUGCGUUGACUUUGAAACAUUUGGAAUUAGCGUUUAAGUUGACUGCUUGUGGAUUUAUGGCAUGUGUUAUUUGUUUUUUAAAACGUGGAAUAAUUGAAACCUCCCUUGAGCAUAUUAACAACUUAAAGCGUAGUUCCAGCUUCAGUUUACUCGAAAUGACAGCAAAUAACAAUAUAUCAGGCAUGAGUAUGGAAACUUUCAAGCAAAUACUAGAAGAAAAAAACAAAGAACUUUGCAAGGAACUCGCGUCGAAGGCUGAUCUACAGCUGCUUGUAGAUGAAAUAUCUAGUAUCAAAGUAAAAUACGAAGAAAUAAAUAACAAAUUUCAACAGCUGGAGUCACGAAAUAAGCAGUUAGAACUGCAGCUGGACAAAAUUACGCUAAAAAACACAGAAUCAAACCUAAUCGCACACCUACCUAAUGAUCAAAACAUUGACAUGAAUGACAGGGCAAAAUUCAUAUAUGCUGAGCUACUUGGUAAAAUAAAUGACGUAGACACCGCAUACAGCAUUCCCAGUCGAGACCUUCGUUCUGAGACAGUGAUCGGUAAAAUGAGAUGUCGGGAAUCCGUUUGGGCAGUACUCCGAAACCCGACAAAACUCAAGGAGACAAACAUUCGUAUUACCAAGGAUAUGCCCUACAACAUGCGCAGAAGGAGGGCCAAGCUAGUGGCGACCAGAAACGCUGUACUUGUGGCAAACACACAAAAGAAAAUUGUUCUUAGAGACGACAGGCUCACUUGGGACACUGUUGAAGGUCUUAAAUGUGGUCACGACAAUGGAUUAAGUGUUAUAGGUAGAAUGUUUGGCGCUCUGCCUGCAGGUCUUGAAAAUUUAAUGAAUGAUCUUCUUAAUCAAGACAAUGUGUAUCAAAUGUCAGUAAAAAGUCAAGCUCAAACGUCAAAGGGAGUGCGUUCAGGAAAUUCAACAUCAUGCCAGCUAACAAAAACAACCGCUGUACUGGGGAACUUCGAUGUACGUUCACACGAGUAUUUGCAAGCAAAGUGGAAAUGCGCUGUUAAAACAAACAUCAUAAAGAACAUAGAUGCUGUUCAUGAUGCUGAUGCCGAUGCUGAUGCUGAUGCCAAUGCCGAUGCUUGA